Messenger RNA from Oppia nitens, 795 nucleotides. RefSeq names its product zinc finger protein 286A-like. Gene Ontology annotation, molecular function: DNA-binding transcription factor activity, RNA polymerase II-specific; RNA polymerase II cis-regulatory region sequence-specific DNA binding. NCBI's taxonomy places the organism in Eukaryota, Metazoa, Arthropoda, Arachnida, Sarcoptiformes, Oppiidae. The transcript has a single exon. Gene Ontology annotation, biological process: regulation of transcription by RNA polymerase II. The record is from RefSeq and is a predicted model, not a curated record. The coding region runs from base 1 to 795 and encodes 264 amino acids. Gene Ontology annotation, cellular component: nucleus.
AUGAAUUCAUUGAUAGAUAAAUCACUGGAAAAAUGUAAAUCAUUUAUGAUUUCAUUACAGAUAAAUCAGCGAUUGUUUCGCGAAAUAAUCACACAAUUAAAUGACCAAAACUUACGCAAACAGUUUGAACUGAUUGUUGACGAUAACGAUAGGGUUGUCAUUGGACUCAACUAUCAAAUUAAACAAAUGUGUGCCAAAUAUGAUGACAAUACUGCCAGCAAUUGUCACAAUGACCACAAUGUGGACAAUGAAGAUAUUGGAGACAACGAUAAUAAUGUGUGUCAAACAAGUAGUCGAUGUAAAGACACGAAUAAUAAGACGAAGAUGAAAGUGUGUCAAUGGCCCGGAUGUUCAUAUGAGACACAAUACACGACUAAUAUGACUCGUCAUAUGUAUGUCCACUCCGGCAAUAAGCCUCAUGUGUGUGAUUGGCCUCAAUGUUGCAAACGUUACACACAGUCCAGUGCUUUAAUAACUCAUAAGAGAACUCAUAUGAAUUUAAAGCCAUUUGUAUGCGAUUGGAUCGGUUGUGACUAUCGGACAAACAAUCGGUGUUCACUACCGGCUCACCGCAGGACACAUAAUGGUGUUAAAAAUUUUGCGUGUGAUUGGCCUCAAUGUUCAGUCCAGUGCUCCACACGGACUCAUCUAUGGCAACACCAAUUAGUUCAUACAAAACAUAAACCAUUUAAAUGUGAUGUCUGUGACCAAUGUUUCGCCAAGAAAUCUAAUAUGAAGGCCCACAAAAUGAGUGUCCAUUUGGGCAUUAAAAGGAUCCGCAACAAUAAAACUUGA